AGGCAGCACGGCACGUCGCCUGCGCUGCGCUGCCGCAGCUGAUCAGUGCGCUCCUGGCUGCUCGGAGCUCCGCGUCUCUCCGCGAAGACCCGACCCUGUGCCCGCCGCUCCUCACGCUGCAGCCCGGGUUCUGACGACAGCUUGAGCCGCCGAUCCGCCACAAUGACUCCCAGCUGUUCUUCCCUCCUGUCCCCCCUCCCCCAGCUCCAUCAUGCCCAUCCUCAAAAACCUCCCAGUGCGCCUGAAAGGCGGUGGUCCGACUCUACACAACGCUUUGAUCCUGCGCAGGAUGAGCCUCAACAUCACCCCCCACCAUCACAACCCCUUCGACAACGAUGACGACAGCAUCCAUGGCAAUGGCGGCCAUGGCAACCACUGGUCACCCGGCAGCUCGCUCCUUGACGGCGAUGGCCCAAGGGACCGCAACCCGUUUGAGGAUGAGGAGGACGAGAACGAGGCCAAUGAGGGGAAAAAGGGAAGUGGAGGUGGAAGCGGAGGUUCAGGGAAGGGAUCAUUCAAGUUCACGUCCCCGCUGAAGACUCUGGGAAAGCUGGGGAAGAACCUGAGAAUGUCGGGGAAGAGCAAAGGAAGUGCCUCUCCCUCCCCACAGGGGUCGCUGCAAGGAACGCCUUCCCCUGCAGAGAAGAAGAAGAGGGGCAGGAGGAGCUCUGAAGGAAGUUUGUUGAGGUUUGCGGGGAAAUAUCGCGACACCCUCGGCUCCCGUAAGGAGUCUUUCAACAACGGCGAGCUGAACUGUUCGGAGAGCGAGUGCGACUCCACCAGCCGCCGCCUGUCCUUCAUGAAGAUGGUGGGCCUGGGGAAGCUAAAGAAGGAGUCCAUGGCCGACCACUCGUCCCAGGGCCCUGAGGAGCAGCCGGUGCAGGAGGAGGCGGUAGAGGAGGUCAAACCUAGAGAACCACUGUCAGUGCUGGAGAUCCUGCAGCUGGUGAAGAAGCGGGACCUCUUGUUGGCCGACACUCACAUCCUGGAGCUGGAGCAGGAGUGCAAUGAGUCCGCCGCGGCCGACCGGGGCGCUGCGCCGCAGGCGGAGGACGCCACCAGCCCGAGCGUCAAAGACGGCGGGCGGAGGAAGGCGAAGGACGUGGAGCUGCUGUACGAGGAGCUGCAGAAGGAGCUGUGGGCCGUGGUCAGGGAGUCUCUGCGCUCCCCGACAGCCGGGCCAAACCUGGGCCUGGUGGUUCAGGUGCUGCAGCAGGAGGAGCAGGUCGAUAAAGACUGGGCCCUCAGUGAGGCCGCGGCCCCCGGGGGCCCGAGGCCUCGCCGUCUGAAGCAGAGGUGGAGGGAGGCGGUGGAGGAGGCCGCUGACGGCUCUCUGCCUCAGAGAGCAGAGUUCACAGCCGGAGAGCUCGACGGAUACCUGGACCGGCUCCGAGCCCGGGUGGUGGAGGACCUGGGGGCCUCCAACAGGAACGUGGUGUCCAUUUACCCCGAAGAGUACCAGCCCUUCCAGGUGUACGUGCAGAGCUACCACCAGGCGGUUGCUAGGCGACUGCAGGCCAUCACCGACAACCAGCUGGAGAUCACUGACAUCUACUCCCUGCUGGACUGGCUGCACAACAUAUACAACAGAGACGUUCUGGGGACGGUGUGUAUCACGAGUCCGUUCAGCCGCUCUCAGCUCAGCCCUCUGCUGCCUUCGGAGACGGUGGACAGACUGGAGCAGGACUGUCUCAACUCCGUCAGGGCUAAAGUGACCACAGAGCUGAGCCAGGUCCUGGACGAGGAGGAGAAAAGAUGGAUGGAGUCGCUGCACAUCGAGGAGUAUCAGAUCACUCUGGCCAAGACCGUCAUUCAGAGGCUGCAGGUCGAUCUGGAGCGUUCUGCCUCCAUCAACAGGAGUCUGGGCUCCAGAGUGGCUCAGUGCAACCUCAACGGCCUGGCCGACUUCCUGUACAGUUUCCAGCGCAAAGUUGAGAUGUUUCAUGAAGGGAUGCAGAGCGGCAUGUUUGGAGACAACGAGGACGGAUACGUGUCCAAAACCAUCGCCUUGGUCAACUGCUGCCCUCCAUUCAGGGGGUUCGUGCAGCGCUGUGCUCAGUGUGAUCCGUCAGUCAGUGAGGACUCUCUGCGUCGAGCCAACAAAGCUCUGGAUCACAUCGUCCAGCAGGGAGUCAGAGUGCUGUCCGAACGCCUCUACCUGCACAUCAGGCCGUUCUUUGAGCGGCUCGUGAAGAGGAAGUGGCUGAGCAACGCGGAGCCGUACGAGCAGAUCGAAGCUCUCAUCAAAGAACACUUCAAGAAAUAUCACCGGAUGGACAGUCCUCCUUACCAGCUGCUGGUGGCGGAGGUCCACCGGCGGGUGGUGAUGGAGUACCUUCGCUCGGUCAUGCGAGGCAGAAUCAUCUGUACCUCUAUGAAGAUGAGGAAGAGGAUGGCCGGCCGGCUCAGAGAAGAAGGCAAACAGAUCAAAGUCCUCUUCAAAGACCUGGAGUCUCCGUCCAGCUGGUUGGACAGCGCGCUGUCUCACAUCUCAGAGAUCAUCCAGCUGGAAGACGUCCCCUCCAUCCAGAUGGAGGUCGGAGUUCUGGUCCGAGAGUUUCCAGACGUCAGGAAGAAGCACGUGUCGGCCAUUUUGAACAUCCGGGGGAUGACUCGGCAGGCGGAGCGUCAGGAGAUCCUCAACAUCGUCAAAGACAUCGAGAGCAGCGACGGUGGCGGCGGCGGCGGCGGCGGGGGGUUGGCUCGGUUGUCCCGGGAUCGCGCCCUCUUCUCCGAGGUGCCGGUCACCUCCGAGGUCCACUGCCUGAAUGUGGGGCUGAGCCGCAUCGCCCUCACUGCCUCGUCCUGCUUCACCACGCUGCGACCGCGCCGACGCAAAACCCGAACACAAGUCCAGGAAAACCCUGACGAUGUUCUGUGAACAGCCGAGGUCAUCCUGCUCAGCCUGCUGUGGUGGUUUUUAUUACUAAUUUAACUCCACUUUCUUCUUCAGCAGUCAUGAUUAUUACCAACUAAACUACAACUUACUGAAUCUUUCCAUCAGGCUGCCGCCUUAAAGGAAUCUGCCAACACUGUGAUUGUUUCUUUUCUUUCUGGGAGACUCUGGAGAAGUUUGUAAUGAAAAAAAGAAGGAAUGGUGUAAAAGUGGUUUAAAUGUCCAGCGGAGACUUUGAGAUUAACUUUUAAUCAUUUUGACUCUCUGAUUUCAAUUUCUUUAAAAAGUGCAACAUUUACACAUUUCCUUUCUAGGAUCCUGAUAAAAAAUAAUCUAAGCUCUCAGUGCUGAGGGGAAAAACAGUCACAUGGGAAAGAAAAAAGAGGAGAGAAGUCCCUGGUGGACGAGGAGUGACGAUGAUUAGAGGACGUGACGGCAAGAACUGAGGACAAACCUGGACUGAAAAAUCAGUUCUCGACUCGGCCGGUGUGCAGACGAUGGAUGGGUGAACAUUUUGAUCACAGAGGCAUCAAGACUUGACUCUUGUCAGCCUCUCCCCGACAGGAGAAAAUAAUCAAUUCUCCAACCAUUUCUCUUCAUUGAAACAUGAUAAAUUGAUUCGAAGUCAGAAACUUUUGUCAGAUAUGAAAUUGCACUGGAAAAUCAUUUAUUUCACCUGUGGGGGAAAAGGAGCUUCAGGGUUAAGGCCUGGUCACAUCAGAAAUUUGGCGAACCCAAAAAGAAAGAGAGCACUGGAUAGUGUGAUCAAAGAUGAAAGUUGCUCACUGGAUGAAUACACUAAAAAACAACAACAAAUAGCUCCAACGCUAACUGCUGCUAAAACCAAAAUGUCAAAUUUUUACAUUUCUAUUUCUACACCUGUUCAAUAACCAAGCAAAAAUCAGGCAGACUUGGAGUUGUUGGAAGGUUUUUCUUGUUUGAUAAAGUUAGGUAGCCAGCUAAGUAGCAGUUUCCCCCCGCUUCCAGUCUUUGUGCUAAGCUAGGCUAACCACAUCCUAAUUUUUAUUGAUGAUGAUCCAAGCAGUCAUAAGAGUGUUUGCAUUGUUCACAAAAAGCUGAAAUUAAAAACAAAACAAAACAAAGCCUGGCAACAUGCUAGCACUAUCCAAACUUCUCCAAGCUAGCUUGUUUGCUAACUGGCAGUGAGUAAGUGAGCUGGCUAAUAAGUUAAACAAAAUGUUUAUUCAAGAGACAUGUUAGUAUGAUGUCUAUCUGUCUCCUAACUGUGUGUGAACCAGGUCUCUGUUGUGGAGCAGUUUAUACUCUGACAGAGGAGCUUCGGUAAAACCGGAUGGUCACACACAGCUAAUAAGCCAGGAUAGCUUCCUCCAUUUUGGACUCUCCAGCUCUCCGUUCCAAGAGGGUCCAACUGCGGACGUCACUUCUGGGGAACUCCUUACGGCCCCCAUACAUGCAUCACUACAUUUUCUGCCACAAAAGUAUAAAAGCAAACUUUUACGGUUAAUUUAACUCAUUUUGUCUUUGAAUGAGACGCUAACAGAAAUCAAACACUGACACUAACAUUACAAGAGAGGUUUAUGUUUUCAGUUUGAUUCCAGAGGAGAUAUUAUACUGUAAUCUGUUUCACAUGGUUUUAUAGACCUAAUAUCAACAUUAGCUUCUCCAACUGGCUAACAUCAACGUUAGCUUCUCCAACAGGCUAACAUCACCUGCACUUUUGUAAUGUCAACCAUGUUUAUAUUUUUUAGCUAAUAAAGCAAAGUAUUUCUUUCACUGCUAACACACUACAAGAAGAAUAUUUAGGUAGUUUUUUACCUGACAUUACAUUAACACUAUUUAAAGUGCUGAGCAGAGAAAGAAGAGCGUUUUCAAAUCUGGUCACGAGACCCAACCCUUUUUUCAUUGGCUCUCAGACCCCUCCACAGUUGGACCCUUCACCAAAGCCCACAAUAAACCAAGUCCUUCCAAGUAGGCUACUCCCAUACAUAUGCCAAAAACAACAAAUAGAAAAAUGGCGAGGUGAGUUCCUGUGAUCAAAGGGGUGUUGUGUUCAGAGCUGCUGUGGCAGAGCGGACGAAACUAAUUUAAACUCUACAUGAAAACUCUGAUACACCUGCUGUGACCAGGCCUUAAUAAUAUACAGUCACUGUAGUGUGUCACAGGCGGGUUCGUCCCAUGUUGGUUUUGACACAUUUAACAGGAUUACAUUUCGUGUUUGUACCAAAUCACCACACGACUUUCAAGGUUUGUUUUGUUCAUAUGGUGUAGAGUUUGGCUGCGUCACUGUUUGACAUCAGAACAAACUGUCCCGACAUUUUCCUGCAGGAUUUCUGGACUGAAAGGCACUUUAUAGAGAAUCAAUAAAAGGAAACCAGUUCUCUGGACUGAAGUGCAUUAUGGGACAAAGACCAGAACAGGAGGACUGAACCAGACUGAAUUCAUCAGAUAAUCAGGACUUCUGACUCUUAAUGUCUGUAUAGUCAGGAUCAAUAAACUGGACCCUGGACUGAGAACCAGCAGCUGUAGAUCAGUGGACUAAAACCACAUGAGGACCUGCACUAUGGACUGUAAAUAAAGAUGGAUGAUGCGUAUCCACUUCCUCCCACUGUACCGGAUACGGGAGCUGCCAUCUUGCGUCGUUUGGAGCCAGAGUCUGCGCAGUAGUGAUCACACACACCCGGCAUUCAAUCAUGAUGUGAAACCCCGUUUUUAUAGCAUCAAACAACUUAUCAGAAAAAAACGAACACUUGAACACACAUCAGCGUGACAAGAACUACCUAAAAUGACAAAAAUGUAUUUAACGUGUGCUUUGAGUUUUUAGUUUGGCUCAGGUCCUGUCCGCUAACAUGGAGGGGGCGGGGUUUAUGAGCUGUACUGCAGCCCGCCACUAGGGGGCGAUCCAGAUGUUCUGGCUUCACUUUUGGGGAGCUGACACGUCAUCCAUCUUCAUAUACAGUCUUUGACCUGUACAGGUAACCAGAGGACCUGCCGAAACUCCUCCUCACGCUGUAGUCUGGGUUUUGGAUGAAAUUCAGGAUUUGUUUUGGGGAUUUCUGACCCUUCAGAGUUUCAGAGGGUCUUGUUUGUGCUUUUAUAAAUGUGGAGUUUAGUUUAUAAUCCCAGGACAUGGAGAAGCUUCAUGGGAGAUGUAGUUUUAUUGUUGCACAUGAUAAAAGGAAAAAAAAAAGACAACUUUUAAUCAAAGGUACUAGACGAUGAUCUGAGUUUCUAUCAUGCUGAUGAUGUAUUUAAAGCAGUGAUUCUAGCUCAAGCUCUUUGGUGUGAUGAGGUUUAUUAUAUAUGUGGGAUUCAGAGAUAAAUAGAGAUUUUUUUUUUGCUCACUUUUACUGCAGAAUAUUUUUUUGUGUUGAUUCAAAGUGUUAAACCAACAGUUAGAUGUAGAGAAAUAAAAGGAGAGGGCUCACUCUGUUGACAUUUGAGGGACAGAACUACAGACGGACACAGACUGAGGACUAAUUGGGAUUAAACGUCUUCUCAUAUUUUAAUGGUUUAUUCUGCGUUUCCUCACUUCCACAUGUAAUAGAUUUAUAUGUUUUAGCUUUUAACUACAAACAUUUAAAUUCCUGAUAAUCAUUUUCCAAACCAUCCAAAAUUUUUUUACUUGAUUAUAUUCCUUACAGGCGGCCACUUAAUUUGUAUUAAAAUAAUUUUUUUUUGUUCAAAGUUUUGUUUUCACGAGACUCUUUUGAAAUAUCUCAAGGAGGCUCUGACGUUUGAGAUCUCCCUCACAUAUCGACUGUACCAAGUGUAAAGGCAGUCUCAUCAGCAUACGAACACUUUAUUAGUGAAACUUUUAAAAUAGAAAGGUGUAGUUACACACUCUGCCCACCGGAGGCCAGCGUACACACAUCACUCCUCCCAUGUUGUUUUUAAUUUCCAUUUUUCAGCUGAGAUGCACCUCAGAUUAGAAACGCUUUUCUAUUCUGUUCUCCGUCUCUUGUAAAUGUGGAUGUAUGAAAUGAAUCUUUCUGUACAGAGAUCAGCUUUUAAUGACAAUAAAACAGAUCCGAUCGCUGA
Messenger RNA from Siniperca chuatsi (mandarin fish), 6916 nucleotides. Its product is annotated as tumor necrosis factor alpha-induced protein 2-like. The record is from RefSeq and is a predicted model, not a curated record. Gene Ontology annotation, biological process: exocytosis; exocyst localization. Gene Ontology annotation, molecular function: SNARE binding. Gene Ontology annotation, cellular component: exocyst. NCBI's taxonomy places the organism in Eukaryota, Metazoa, Chordata, Actinopteri, Centrarchiformes, Sinipercidae.